AUGAAUUUUUUGAAUUCCAUCCUGAACCUCGUCAUAGACAUCGUGGCAUGGAGCCCAGAAAUAGAUAUGGACCGCAAAGCCCUGCUAGUGGAGAAGAUAGCGGAUCUGCUUCAGCACGAGUCCGUCGACUCCCUGACCGACAUGGUGCGUCAGCAAGCGAUGCUCACCAUCAUGGAGAUGAGAGUGAAGCCACCGCUGCAGGACCUGGAACGAUCCAACCUGCUCGCAGCCUGCUUCUCCAGCGUCUUCUCCCUGCCUCCAGCAGAGACCAUGCAGGGCAAGGAGGCUGCUCUCUACACCAAGACUCUGAGAGCCAUGGAUCAGAUGCUGAAGGCCUUGGCGUGUGAGAAUCAGGAGCCCAGACUUCUGGUGGUGGAGAAGAUCUUGGAGGCCCUGCUCCCCUGGACCGCAUCCAAGGAGGUGCAUGGGCAGCUGAGGGCAGUGGAAAGGAUCACCUUCCUCAUGAAAUUAAUGGCUUGUCAACCCAAAUGCAAGGAAGCGGAGGAGUUCAGAAUCCUGGGCCAGCUGGUGGCGUGUGUCACUCUGUGCCAUCCGGAGCAGGAGAUCUGCCGAUCGUCUAUGGAGGCAUUUUACCACCUCUACUCCUUCAUGCUGCAGCUAAAAUCUAUGCCACUGGGGAACAGUGAAGAGCAUCGGCAGCUCCUCAAGGACAGGCAAACCUUGUACGGCUCCUGGGACACCUUGUUCACCAACACUAGCGAUAUCACAUGGAUGUUUGGGAAGUACCUCAACGGAUCCGAGCGCAUGGACUUCCUCUGCACUGCUAUUGAUAGCAUGAGAGACACCAGCGUCCAUGACUCGGUGGUGGCCAGGCACAUGCUGCAUGAGAUCCUGAUGGUCCCCGGCCCAAGGCUGGAGAGGGUGUCGGAGGCUGUGAUGAGCAUUUACAAGAACCUGGACUCCAUCAGCGAGCCGCUGUCCCGGAAGGAGCUGUUCAGGACCCUUCUCGUGCUGGGCAACCAGUACAGCGAGGAGGUGGUCAGAACCCUGCUGGGCUGCUCGCUGUCAUGUGACAGCGUUGCUGCGGAGAUGUGGCGGAUGCUGGCAUCCCACUGCCAGACCACAGGAAAGGUCCUAAAGGAGCUGCUCAACACGCUGCAGGAGCAGCCGCUGCACCACCAGCAUGUCUCUCAGAGAGAGGUCCCCUUGGCUGCCACCAGAGCCCUGUACGAGAUCUUCAAGGAGCAGGCCUGCAGACAGCAAGUGAAGGAGCUCUUCCCUCAGCUCUCCAUCGCCCUGCUAUUCCAGAUCACAUAUACGGUGGAGCUGUCCAUGCAUAACGAGAGGGUGAAUAACCAGGGGGACACGCCUGCAUCCUUCAGCCCUGUCAGGUAUGCGGUGGAUGCCAUGCAAGCCUUGCUCCAAUGUGCUGGCUACAGGGACCAGACCACGUUCAUCCACAAGCAGGGUGGCUGGGGCAUGCUCGUGAACGCCGACAUGCACCACGAAGGCGUCUUGGUGCUUGCCCGGGCCAUGGUUUCGGUCAGUUUCCAGGAGCGUUGCUGGAUUUUCCAGGAGCUGAUGGCCAUCCUCAACUGCAGGGAUGAUAGGCGGUACAUCCCGGCCAUGGCGUUCUUCAUUCAGCUCCUCCAGUGCCCUGACCUUGGCAAUAAGCAGGAAGACGCCAUCCUGGACCACUUGAGUGGGCAGCUGAGAGACCCCAACACUGUGGUGCGCUGGCUGGCGCUCAAAGGCCUCCUGAACCUGUCCCUGUGCCCAGAGAAGGUGGGGAAACUCCAGCGUCUGCUGCCAGAGGUCCUGGAGCAACUACAGGAGGUAGACAGGGACAUCAUCGCCGAGGCCAUCACCGUGCUGAAAAACAUCCUUGCCGGCAUGGACAGGCAGAGCGCCAGCCGCGCGGCUGUGCAAGUGGCUGAGAAACUCCUGCCUUUCAUUGAUGAUGUGACCAGCAGGCUCCGGGUGCUCUCCAUCACCCUCUUUAAACACCUGCUGGAGCUUGUAAGGGGGCUCGACAGGAGGCGGAUGAAGGCGCAUGUGCUCCAGAGCCUGGUCCCGCUGCUCCUCCUUGUGCAUGAUGAGCGUCCCAACGUGUCCCAGGUGUGUUGGGACACCCUCAGCAGUGCGGCAGAAUUCCUGAAGUGGCACCAGCUUGGUGGCUUCAUCCAGCGCAAGGAUAUCUGGCAAAGCUGUGACUGCCUGCUGACGCGCUACAAGGGGAGAGCCAACAACUUUCUGUGCCAGACCAUGGCCUUUCUGGAGAACCCACAGACUCCACUUAGACAAGCGGCCAUCAGGUUCAUAGGGCUCGCUGCCCGGCAGCUGGACCAGAGGAGCCAGGACAAGCUGGAUGCCAUCUGCAACGACCUCAAAGGCUUGCAGCAGGACAGCAACUCCUCGGUCCAAAGCCUGGCUUCUCAGACCAUCUUCAUCCUGGAGGCGUUCAAGAACCACCCGCCAGCCCACAGCAGCCUAUGGACAUGCUUUCAUAGGAUAAGAACAAUGUGCACUAAGGAGAGCCCGGUCAUUGAAGCUGCCCAGCUGCCCUAGCUCUGGGAAAAGCCAGCCUCCCUUCCCUGGGAGCUUCGUGCCAGACCAUGGCUUCUUCCCCAUUGGCCGCCUGCUCUGCGCAGCCAUGUGAGUAGUUAACUGCUCGAUAGCUUUCAUCACCAUGUACUUUUUGAUAGGUUUCCAUGCACUGUGUAGCAUUUACGUCCCGCCCUCCCUCCCCAUUUCCAGUCGUGUAUGUUUUUGGUGCCGUCUGCCAUUUUGAAAAUUUAUUUUGUAUUAUUUUUCUGUGUUUGGCCGGGGGAAGGUUGUGUGCCUGUGUUUUGA
Malaclemys terrapin pileata is the source of this 2814-nucleotide messenger RNA. RefSeq names its product maestro heat-like repeat-containing protein family member 7. The record is from RefSeq and is a predicted model, not a curated record. NCBI's taxonomy places the organism in Eukaryota, Metazoa, Chordata, Testudines, Emydidae. Bases 1 to 2529 code for a protein of 842 amino acids. Gene Ontology annotation, cellular component: cytoplasm. The transcript is spliced from 20 exons.